This is a messenger RNA of Protopolystoma xenopodis, 915 nucleotides long. The record is from the annotation of a GenBank genome assembly. NCBI's taxonomy places the organism in Eukaryota, Metazoa, Platyhelminthes, Monogenea, Polystomatidea, Polystomatidae.
AUGGCUAGUCACAUGCCCGUUGAAGAGGAGCAUCGUGAACAGCAGAAAAUACUUAAAAGGUUUACGCCCGCCGCUUUUUCUCCGCCUGGAUACAGAGGCCAUAUGGAAUCGUCCAGUUUAAUGCGCAGCAGACAACUUAGCCGAAGACCUAAAGUCCGAGGCCCCUCCAAGCCAGCAGUAAGGAGGCGGGUUGGUAAUUUCGGCUCGCAGGUGCCAGUCAGAAAUCGGGAUGCUACAUAUGACGGCGUUUACUCUACAGGGCAAAACAGUCGCCGUCACAACAAGCGUCCUAGUAAUCGUCCCGCCUCGGUUUCGCCAUCGCCUAUUGAAGCUGGAGGAUCCAGAUGGGUAUCGCUGCCUCCUGCUUGUCCUGGUGGGAUAACGGGCCUGGCGGGCGCCUGGCAAGCAGGCCUCCUUUUCUACUCGGUUUGUGAAAGCCAUGAAUCUCAGAUGUCUCGUCUAGAGGUAAUUGACCUUCGGAAUGCGGACGCUUCCACAGCUGCAGCUACAGCAUUCCGCGCGCCCAUCGAAGAUAGGUAUCUUGCUGAACCGGAUAGCGAAGGGAAAACAGUGGCCGCGAGAGAGAUAUUUUCGAAAUUGCCUUGGCAACAUCGACUAGAAAGGCGUCAUUCCAAACAGCCUAAUCGUCAACUUGCAUAUACCAAAAACAUACUGCAUCAGCGGCACUUUGUACGGCCUUCGGCUGAUUCCCACUUGAACCUCAUGCCACGGACUUCAAGCUAUGACACUGAUCAACCCCAUUCUCGAUCUUCCAACAGGGCUCAGCUCACCAGCAACAUACAGGCUGAUGGAACAGACUUGCCUUCAUCUGGUGAUUGGCCAAAUUCGUCUAUGCCUUCAGACAAAGAAAUGGAGGCCCUUACGCCUAGGAUUAGAAGACAGGCGAGUUUUUAA